UAGAAGUUAUAAUAAAAAAGAUACGUUUAUCUAAAAUUGAAUGUGAAUUCGAUCCUAAAAACUGAAGCUUCAACUUUUAAUCAUAAACUACUUUAGCUGGGUAGAUACUUGAAGAAAAGUCCAUUCAAACGAAUUGAGAUUUUAAAAUUACCUCUUUGAUAACAAAAGCUUCUAUCAGCAUGUUAUUUGAUGUGUUGUAAUUUAUGGCGUUAUGUCGUAUUUUAUAACUUGUUAUUAUUAUUUUCAACUGAUUAAUAUUGCAAUUCUCUACCCUGUGCAAAAUUGCGGUAAAUCGAAUGCCAAGUUGCGUGGAUCAACAAAUACAACUUAUUUUUUCGGAGGAAUCUUUCCACUUCAUCAACAAGAUAUUCUUAGUGAAUCACCUAUAUUGUUAGUUUCGUCAAUGAUGUUAGCCGUUCAAGAAAUUAAUGAAAGCAAAGACAUACUACCAGGCAUUAAAAUAGGAUAUGAAAUUCGAGAUUCACGAAAUGAUAUCUUAUGCGCAUGCGACUACGCUUUAGAUUUUUUGUUAGAGAAUAAACGAAGUUCUGUUCUAAGUGGGGUAGUAGGACCAGCAUCAAGCUCUUUAAGUGUUGCCGUGAGUACAAUGUUGUUAUCUGACUAUGUCCCACAAGUUUCUUAUUCAUCAACAAGUAUGUCAUUAUCACAACGUUCCGUAUAUCGCAACUUUUUUCGCACAGUCCCUUCUGAUGCACACCAAGCAAAAGCUCUUGUUGCAUUAAUUGAGUUUUUCCAGUGGACUUAUAUUUCUUUGAUUACAUCCAGAAAUGAUUAUGGUCGCUUCGGUCGCGAUGAAAUUCUCAAAGCCGCAACGGAAAAGAAUAUUUGCUUUUCAACUGAUAUAACCUUUGACGUAAGUUUUUCAGGAAAUGAGAUAGAUAUUAUUUUAAGUGGUAUUGAGCAAAAUUCGCAUGUUGUACUUCUAUGGUGCGACGGAUUAUAUGCAAAAUCGAUUAUUUCAAAAAGUAUAUCACGUGGUUUUAGCAAUAUUACCUGGAUAGGAACUGAAUCUUGGGGUGACGAUUUUUUAAAAUAUUCAUCACCCAACGUAACCCACAAUAUAAUAUCAUUGCGACUUAAAGGAGAUCCAGUAGAUUUUGUCAACAAUAAAAUUCUUAGUUCUAAUAUGACAAGCAAUUUAAACUGUUAUAAUCCAUGGUAUGAAGAAUUUUUAAAAAAGAACAAUUGGAAUGGCGUAACGUGUACUCCUAAUUUGACAAGUACAUUACCAAAACGAAAUAUAAAUCAAGUAGUAGGUGCUGUUUAUGCUCUAGCAUAUGGAUUGCAUAGCUAUUUAAAUUGUACUUCUGAAAAAUGCUUUACGCUUUCAGACACUAUUGAUUACAAACUUCUAUACAAUCACGUAGUUAAUACAAGUUUUAACGUUCCCACAAGUAACUAUCGUGUUAAAUUUGAUGAAAAUGGAGACUUUUUUUAUCCUGCAUAUGAGUACAUCUUUGUAUAUAAAAAUAAUUUUACAAAGUUUGGAUUCUGGGAAUACACUUUUAAUAAAUCCGCAGUUUUAGAUAUAGACAAAAACGUUAUUGUUUGGAAAAAUAACUUACAACCAAAAUCUGUUUGCAGUCUGAAUUGCGAGCCUGGUACAUACAGAGUCAAUUCUUCUAUAUCAAAAUGUUGCUGGAUUUGUGUACAAUGUCCUCAUGGUUCGAUUUCAAGCUCUGUCAACCAAUACGAAUGCACAAAGUGUUUAAUUACAUCUUUAGAAAAUUCAAAUCAAACUCAAUGCAUUGAUUUGUCUGAAGUAAGCUUGAGUAUUUUUAGUACAGCGGGAAUAUUAAUUAUUAUUGGAUCGAUAUCAGGUGUAUUGGUUGUAACUUUAGUAUUGAUUUUGUUUUUUAUUCAUUGGAACAAUCCAGUUAUUAAAAGUUCAAAUAGAGAAAUGUCUUGUAUCCAGCUAAUUUCUCUUAAGCUCUUGUUCUGCGUUGCAUUUUUUUAUUUUCACAGACCUACUCCAGCAGUAUGCAUGUUAAGAACUUCGUUGUUCGGAUUCUUGCUAACAACUGUAGUUGCGUUUGUCGUUGUGAAAAUGUAUCGACUGCUUCGUGUUUUUAAUGGCAGGUUCACAAAAGUUUCAAAAUUUUUAGAAAAUAAAUUUCAAAUUACGUUCACUUUUUCACUUGUUUUAAUUCAAACAGUAACAGUUAUAGUUUGGCACGCAUAUUAUCCAACUAGGGUGCAGACAAUUCCAAACUCCAUUAGUAAUGAGUUUUACCUUAUCUGCAAUAAUGAAAAAACAGUUUUUAUAAUUUCGUUGAUAUACUUUUUUAUUUUGGCUAUUGUGAGUGGAUGCAUGGCAUUUCGAGCUCGUAAGCUGCCCGAAAAUUUUAACGAAACACAAAACAUUGGUUACGCUAUGUUUAUUGUUUGCGUUAUUUGGUUUUCAUACCUUCCUAUUUAUUUCAGUGUUGAUCCACACGAAUCUGUUGUGGCGUUUUUAUGCACUAAUAUAUUUUCAUGCUAUGGCAUGCUAAUAACUUUGUAUGCUAAGAAGAUAGUUUAUAUUUUGUUUAAUCGGGGUUUAAACAGUGUUGAAUUUUUUCAUACUUGUUCUUCCGAAAAUGUUUUGCAUAAUUUUGUUGAAAAGGUUGUUCUAGAAGAUGGUUCUACUCUUAAUGUAGUACGCAACGUUAUUAUUUAUAAUACAAAUGCAAAUUCUGAUUUAGCAUGUUAGAGUUAAAGUUCAUUGACUUCAUUGGAUAUCGAUAAAUUGGAUAUUUUAUUGAGUUAACUGUUUUUUUUAUUAACUAAACCCUUAGAAUAUUAGGGCUAAAACAAGUUAAACGCAAUGACAUGCUUUUCUAAUCAACCAAAAAGUUUAGUUCAUGCACUAAAACGCGUAAAAUCUAUCGAUGAUGACAAAAGAUCCAUCGAUAAUGACAAAAGAUUCAUCAAUAAUGAUAAAAGAUCAAAUCUUUUUAAAAAACAAAAAAAUUAAUAAAUUUUGAAAAAUAACU
This is a messenger RNA of Hydra vulgaris (swiftwater hydra), 2996 nucleotides long. Its product is annotated as metabotropic glutamate receptor 3. Gene Ontology annotation, molecular function: adenylate cyclase inhibiting G protein-coupled glutamate receptor activity. Gene Ontology annotation, biological process: G protein-coupled glutamate receptor signaling pathway; regulation of synaptic transmission, glutamatergic. The record is from RefSeq and is a predicted model, not a curated record. NCBI's taxonomy places the organism in Eukaryota, Metazoa, Cnidaria, Hydrozoa, Anthoathecata, Hydridae. Gene Ontology annotation, cellular component: plasma membrane.